This is a messenger RNA of Gossypium raimondii (Peruvian cotton), 1726 nucleotides long. Its product is annotated as 4-hydroxy-tetrahydrodipicolinate synthase, chloroplastic. Bases 346 to 1443 code for a protein of 365 amino acids. NCBI's taxonomy places the organism in Eukaryota, Viridiplantae, Streptophyta, Magnoliopsida, Malvales, Malvaceae. The record is from RefSeq and is a predicted model, not a curated record. Gene Ontology annotation, molecular function: 4-hydroxy-tetrahydrodipicolinate synthase activity. The transcript has 3 exons.
GAUGGUGCGAAAUUUGCAUGUAGAAAUUAGGCACAAAACUACAAAAAGUAUACGAUCAGAGCAGCAGCCAUUUCCAACCCUAAAACCCACAUCAAUUUCUAGCAGCCUCCAUUACGUUUACCCUUCAAUCCCUCCACCUCAUCACCGGAAUCUGACGUCAUGGCUCAAAACCAUCACGUAACCUCCGCCGUCUUCACUAUUAUCACCACCAUUACCAUUCAUUGAAUCAACCUCCCAUUUAUCUCAUUUUCCACACAUUUUCAAUUUCAAAGCAUAAAAAUCCUUACCCAACUCAAAUUCAAGCCUUAUCUAGACUUUGGGUUGCUGUUUUCAUUUGGUUUAAAAAUGCCUAUUUUGAAGAGCUAUGGAGCUUGCUUGAGAGAGUCUUCCUUCCAGUUCCCUCGCUCCCAUCGCAUCGAUAACUACAAGAGGAGAAAUGUGAAAUGGAGGUCGCCCCAAGCAGCAAUAAUACCCGAUUUCCACCUCCCAAUGCGUAGCUUCGAGGUUAAAAACAGGACAUCAGCCGAAGAUAUAAAGGCUCUUCGACUGAUAACAGCCAUCAAAACCCCGUAUCUACCUGAUGGAAGGUUUGAUCUCGAAGCAUACGAUGAUUUGGUGAAUAUGCAGAUUGAAAACGGUGCCGAAGGGGUAAUUGUUGGUGGCACAACCGGUGAAGGCCAGCUAAUGAGCUGGGAUGAACACAUAAUGCUUAUCGGUCAUACUGUCAACUGUUUCGGCGGAUCCGUUAAGGUAAUUGGUAACACGGGAAGUAACUCAACCAGGGAAGCGAUUCACGCCACCGAACAAGGCUUUGCUGUUGGAAUGCAUGCCGCUCUUCACAUCAAUCCUUACUAUGGCAAAACCUCUCUAGAGGGCUUGGUUUCUCACUUUAAUAGUGUACUACCAAUGGGCCCUACUAUCAUAUACAAUGUCCCGUCACGAACUGGCCAAGAUAUUCCUCCGCGUGUCGUCAAUACUGUGGCACAAAGUCCUAACUUGGCUGGUAUCAAAGAAUGUGUUGGAAAUGACCGAAUUGAGCAAUAUACAGGUAACGGAAUUGUAGUGUGGAGUGGGAACGAUGAUCAGUGCCAUGAUGCUAGGUGGAGCCAUGAGGCUACCGGGGUAAUUUCCGUUACUAGUAAUCUGGUUCCCGGUUUGAUGCACGAACUCAUGUUCAAUGGGAAAAACGCUUCACUUAACGCGAAGCUCUUACCUUUGAUUCAAUGGCUCUUUGAGGAACCUAACCCCAUUGGUCUUAACACAGCCCUUGCACAACUUGGGGUUGUGAGGCCGGUUUUUAGGUUACCGUAUGUACCUCUUCCGCUGGAAAAGAGGGUCAAAUUUGUUGAACUGGUCAAUGAAAUCGGGCGAGAGAACUUUGUUGGAGAAAAAGAUGUUCAGGUACUUGAUGACGACGAUUUCAUCUUAGUUGGUCGAUAUUAGUUUUUUUUUUGUCUAUGUUCAGGACUCGUUGCCCGGUGUCUCGAUUUUCGACUCUGUUUCGUUUAUAGGACUACAGAUAAAGUCUACCCGGUUGUUUAUAAGAAAAAAUAAAAACAUAUGGUAAAGAUCAAGGUGUGUUUUUGUUAAAAGUUGUCUUUUUGGAUAAUGUUUGUCUUUCUUGUAAGCCCAGAUCAAUGUGUUUCUCUGGCCUACGUAUAACUAUCUUGCGAUGUUAGGCCUGGUCCGUAAAUAAACCGAGCUUGAGUGAACGAGUUUUUGUUUA